This is a messenger RNA of Daucus carota subsp. sativus, 1887 nucleotides long. RefSeq lists its product as uncharacterized. Gene Ontology annotation, biological process: proteolysis. The transcript is spliced from 2 exons. The coding region runs from base 1 to 1887 and encodes 628 amino acids. Lineage: Eukaryota; Viridiplantae; Streptophyta; Magnoliopsida; Apiales; Apiaceae. The record is from RefSeq and is a predicted model, not a curated record. Gene Ontology annotation, molecular function: zinc ion binding; aspartic-type endopeptidase activity; nucleic acid binding.
AUGCCUCCUCGAAGAACCCGCAAUACCAACAAUGAAAAUCCUGAAGAACCGCCCUACUUGGCCCAACUUAUGCAACUUCUACACCAGCAAUCUGUUACACUUGCUCAACAACAACAAUUACUUCAACAACAACUCCAGCGACAACAAGCACCUCCCCCAACACCUACUACCUUUAAAUCUUUUCAAGCUGUGAAACCACCCGAGUUCCGAGGAACUCAAGACCCUGUUGAAGCUCAGUCCUGGCUUAAGGAAAUGGAGAAAGCCUUCACGUUGGCUGUUGUACCCGAAGAGAAAAAGGUUGAAUAUGCGUCGUAUUUUCUGAAAGACGAAGCAAACUACUGGUGGGAAUCAGCUUGUGCUUUGGAAGAAGGUGAGGUUAUUGCUUGGGAUAGAUUCAAGAAGAUUUUCCUAGACAAGUAUUUCCCGAGGUAUAUGCGAACUCGGAUGGAGUUAAAGUUCUUUGAAUUGAAGCAAGAAGAAAUGACUGUGGGAGAAUAUGAGAAGAAAUUUACGGAGUUGAAGGCAAUGGUGAUUGAAGGAGAAAGUGAUCAGAAUCAAAAGGAGAAGGACAACAAGAAGAGGAAGUUUGGGAAUAAAGGUGAAGGCUCGACGCAAGGGAGCCAAAGUGGAAAGAACUUUAGGAAGAUGGGAUUUCAGAAUCAAGGAGGUCCCCGAGGUUUCAAGAAAGGCGACAAUAGGAACCCGAAGAGAAUUCAAGGACCAAGUGGUCAAAGGAGUCAACAAACAACUCCGGAAUGUAAGUUUUGCCACCAGAAGCACACGGGAAAUUGUAAUAAGGCUGAUAUCGUCUGUUUCAAGUGCAACUCGAAAGGUCAUUAUGCGAACGAGUGUCAAAACCCGAAGCCUUCUGUUACAUGUUUCAAGUGUGGGAAGACCGGUCACAUGCAAAGAGAUUGUAAAGCUUCUAGGCCUAAUAAGUUGAUGCAAUUGGCUGCUACCCCUUUUAAUCAAGGAGCAACGUCUUCUGUUUCGACUCUGCAACUACCUCAUCCCCCAGUUUAUGAACCCGUAACUCCUGUUUUUCCUCCUACAUAUCCGGCUCAAGCAAGGACAUUUAACAUGAAUAUUGAGGAUGCUGUCCAGAGUUCUGAGGUUGUGGCAGGUACGCUUCCUGUCAACAACAUUCCUGCUAAAGUGCUAUUUGAUUCUGGAGCUACUAGAUCUUUCAUAUCUGAAUCUUUUGUUGGCAAGUUAAAUUGUGAAAUUGAACCGUUAGUUGAACCCUUAUCUAUUAUUGUCGGUAAUCAAGAUCAAGUAUCUGUUAGUAGUAAUUCCCCCCGGUGUACAAUAGGGAUUUCCGGCUUUAGUUUUCCCGCGUCCCUUAAACCCUUUCGACUAGGAGAAUUUGAUGUUAUACUAGGAAUGGAUUGGUUAAUAGAAAAUGGAGCCCAAAUAGAUUGGAAGAAGAAGAAGAUAAUCUUUAAGUCUCCUCAAGGAAAGAGAGUAGAAUUUAAAGGACAAAAGCAAGUUAAGACAUUUCUGACAAUAAUUGAAGCCAAGAAGCUGUUAAGACAAGGAUGUGAAGGUUAUUUAGCUCAUGUAAUUGAUAGGUCCAAGGAAACGCCGAGUAUAGAAAGUAUUCCCGUAGUUAAUGAAUUUCUUGAUGUAUUUCCCAACGAUCUUCCUGGAUUGCCACCGGACCGUCAAAUUGAGUUUUAUCGACUUAGCACCCGGCACGGAACCAGUUUCGAAGCAACCGUAUCGAAUGGCACCAACAGAAAUGAAGGAAUUGGCCAAGCAAUUACAAGAACUGUUGGACAAAGGAGUUAUAAGGCCGAGCGUAUCUCCGUGGGGAGCUCCAGUUCUUUUCGUGAAAAAGAAGGACGGAAGUAUGAGAUUGUGUAUAGACUACAGAGAAUUGAAUAA